AUGAGCCUCGCGACACCCGAAGAUCCCCCUGUAUCAAGACCCCAACGCUCCCUGCACGGCCGCGUCGCUGUUGUGACCGGCGCAGGCGCAGCAGGUGACGGGAUCGGAAACGCACGCGCAGCGGCCAUCCUACUCGCGGAGGACGGCUGCGCAGUGGUUUGUGUCGACGUGAACCUGGAGUUGGCCGAACGCACCGUCCAGAUGAUCGCCGCCGAGGGCAAAGGGCGCGCAAUUGCCGUGCGCGCAGACGUGACCGUUGCCGCCGACUGCGAACGCGUCAUCAAGACGGCCGUCGAUCACUUCGGACGACUCGAUAUCCUGUUCAACUGUGUGGGUGUGGGCGGUGCGCAGGGCACAGCUGAGACGGUGGACAUGGAGGAGUGGGCGCAGGGACUUAAUCUGAACGUCUCGAGCAUGGUGCUCAUGGCCAAAUAUGCCAUCCCUGCGAUGCGCAAGAACGACCCUGCGCCUGGCUAUCGCGGCAGCAUUGUCAAUAUGGGCAGUGUUGCUGGGCUCAAAGGCGGCACGCCGCAUCUCCUGUAUCCGACGAGUAAGGGGGCGAUUGUGAAUAUGACACGCGCCAUGGCGGCGCACCACGCUAAGGAUGGGAUCAGGGUUAAUUGUGUCUGUCCGGGUAUGGUGUAUACGCCGAUGAUGUACGCCAAGGGGAUGUCGCCGGAGGCGAGGGAGGCCAGGAAGAAUAGAAGUCUGUUGAAGACGGAGGGUAAUGGAUGGGAUGUGGGCGCCGCGGUGCGCUUCUUAGCGGGCGAUGAGGCGCGUUUCAUGACCGGUGUCAUUCUACCUAUCGAUGGUGGUACCACGGCGGCUGUGGGUACGGAGCUUCCUGCUGCUGCGAGCGUGAAUGGGUAG
Aspergillus terreus NIH2624 is the source of this 870-nucleotide messenger RNA. RefSeq names its product SDR family NAD(P)-dependent oxidoreductase. The record is from RefSeq and is a predicted model, not a curated record. The transcript has a single exon. Gene Ontology annotation, molecular function: oxidoreductase activity, acting on the CH-OH group of donors, NAD or NADP as acceptor. The coding region runs from base 1 to 870 and encodes 289 amino acids. NCBI's taxonomy places the organism in Eukaryota, Fungi, Ascomycota, Eurotiomycetes, Eurotiales, Aspergillaceae.